Molecule: messenger RNA, 538 nt
Organism: Hibiscus syriacus
Lineage: Eukaryota; Viridiplantae; Streptophyta; Magnoliopsida; Malvales; Malvaceae
Product: probable E3 ubiquitin-protein ligase ARI1
Exons: 3
Coding region: 36-362 (108 amino acids)
Source: RefSeq, a predicted model, not a curated record
AAGAGCCCUUUGAUGAAUAUGCUGAUGAUAAAGUUAUGGAGAUAAUAUUGCAAGUGAUUAAUCUUUCUGUCAUCACCGAUAACCUUUGCAAGAAAAUGUAUGAAUGCAUUGAGAAUGAACUAUUGGGAUCUCUCCAAUGUACGACUCAUAAUAUAUCUCCGUACAUAUCUAAGGGCAUUGAGAAAGCAUCCGAGCUUUAUGUCUACUGGAACAGUGAAGCCGGUACUACUACCGAGAAAUCUGUUGGAUCUUAUUGUGGCACUAAUAGUUAUUUAAGACACAUUACGAUUCAGGCAAACAUGGUCGACCUCUCAGCUUUGGGAGUUCGGAAGGCAGUGAUUACCCAUCACGAAGUGACCUAAAAAGUAGAGUUAUGAUGUUCUCUGGGUUGAGCAUGCCAGCUGAAGUUCUUAACAGGAAUUGAUCUUUCAUAGUGUUUUUUCCCCAUACAGAUCUAAUUAUAGCAUCUUAUCAUGUCUAAUGAGAAUUGAUCUUUUAUAGAUUGAGCACCAAUAAAAUGCUUGAUUUUGCUUGGUCA